UGUGUGGGUAUAUACGCGGGUGUGUGGGUGUUGGUGGUGGUGUGGGUGUGGGUAUAUAUGUGGGUAUGGGUGUGUGGGGGGGGGGUUGGGAGGGGUGGGGGGGGGGGGGGGGGUGGGGGGGGGGGGGGGGGGGGGGGGGGGGGACUCAGCGUCUUCUAAGGCACCUCUGAGCCCCGGUUUUCGAAUAAAAUACACGGUUUUUAAAUUUUCCUGGGGGCUCAAAGGUUUCUGGGGGGGGGGGGCUGAGCUCCCCCUGGCUCCGCCACUAGUGAAAUUCCUUGGUAGAUCAAUAAGAUCUCAAUCAUUUUAGAUCCUCUUCAUAUAAUAUCAUCAAAAAUGGUAUAAAGUUGUUGUAGAAUGCAUCAAAUGAAUAAAGUACAAAUUUUAGAACAUAUGUAAGAAAAAAACAGUUUCUCUAUCAAAUAAGAACACCGAAUUCAAACUUCGAUUUGUCAUGAUUGUUUGUUGCAUUGAAGGCUAAACGAUAGAUGUGGAAAAUAAAGCCUGAUAUAGGACAUAGAUGUACAAGAAAAAGUUCGGCAUCAUUCAGCAUCGGCAGUUUUGUGGUGGAUUGCAUGUUUAUUAGCUUCACAGUACCGUAAUACACAUAUAGUACCAUCAUAUAUGUAUGUUAUUGUUAAUUUACAGGAAAAUAAUUUUUGAACUUAGAUUUAAAAACACAUGCUCCUCUAUAGAUCUCUAAUAAUGGCCCGAAAAUUUUCAUUACACAGUUUUAAUUCUUAUUAUUUUUUCUAUUUCAUGAACUUGCAUAAAACAUUUUGAAAGUGUCUUGUAUAGAAGAACUUAUUUCAAAGAAGAACCAAAAGGAAGUGAAAGCUUCAGAUUAUUCGUCAAACGCGGAAUCUCUAGAAAAAAAAACAUUACCAAUUUUAUAAACAUUCGGAACCACAAAAAUGAUUGCCUGUGCUUAUAUGGAGCUUCAGAAAAACUAUUUAUCAACUUUGCAUAAUAUUUUUGAAAUGAGUUACAUCAAUAUUAACACGUUUUCAGAUAUAAUUUGCUUUCUCCUUUCUAAACAAAAAGCAAUCAGAAAAGCGAAUUUGGAACUUUUCUUUAUACUUAUCUAAGUCAAUCAGACAUUGUCAUGGUAAACUCGAGAACAUGCCACUCUCUAGUGAAUUAGAUAUUCUUUAGUUUCGUAUAGUAAAACAAGUUCUGAUUUUCGAGAUCGAACUUCGGAAGCAACAAUAUUUUGAAUUUAACAAAAACUUAACACUGUGAGACUCGUAAUAAUCAUCAUCCAACACCUGAUUGAUCUUCUGUUAAUGUUGAUCAUGACAUGUCUGAAUGAGUUCAAUACUAAUCGUUGAAUAGUUGACUAUACUAAUUGAGAAAUUUAAUUCAACUUUCAAGUUUAAUAUCAUGUCGGCCUAUUUUUUAAUGAACUCAUCGACUGAAUAGUAUUUUUAGUCUUUUAUUGGGAGUCUCAUGUUAAAUAAUAUUUUAUUCAUUUUUUAAUGUUUAAAGGUGAUAAUGAAUCUGUUAAAAUAAAUCUUUACAAAUUGAAAUGUAUGGAACAAGAAAAAAUUCUUAAAAUAAUUCAUCAUCAAACAUUAUUCGAAAGUAAGAUAAAAACAAUCGACACAUUGUCUACGGAAAUAAUACUUCAGAAUGAAAUUCUUAAUGAUACUAAAAGAAAAUUACUUAUUAAUAAAGAACAAUUAGACAGUAUUAUCGCUGAAACAAACGAAUUAAUUCAAAAACAAAUAGAUUAUGAUAAACAUGUACAAGUCAAACACAAUACAUGUAGCAAAAUCGAAGAGAAAUCUUCGAUCAUACUUAUUGAAAUUCAAACUCAAAAUAACAUAAUAGAAGACCUUCGUCAAAAACUUCAUUUAGCAAAUUCUCGUAAGCAGGAACUGAAUGUUCAAGUACAACACUUGAAAAACAAGACAGCACCUAAAACAGUACAAUUGGAGAAAGAUAAACAAUUUAUCAGUCAAACUAUUAGAAAUAUUCAAGAGAUAGAUAAAAGACAAGAAAAAAAUCAAUUAAUUAUUAAAACGUUAAUAGAAGAAUUACGUGCGAUGGAACAAGAAAUGCAGGAACUACAAGAAAAUAUUCUUGAACAUGAGAAACGCUAUGAUGGACUGUGUAAGAAUCGUCAAGAAGUCAACAAAGGUCUUAACCAGAAUGACGAAGUGAUAAUGAGCAUUUACCAAAAACUAAUAGAUCCGAAGAACGUGAUGCAACGAAGAAAAGAACUUGAAAGUAGAAUACAAUAUAAGUACGCACCGCAAUCAUUUGAAAUUCUUAAACGGUGA
Molecule: messenger RNA, 2285 nt
Organism: Rotaria sp. Silwood2
Lineage: Eukaryota; Metazoa; Rotifera; Eurotatoria; Philodinida; Philodinidae
Source: the annotation of a GenBank genome assembly